This is a messenger RNA of Suillus bovinus, 1299 nucleotides long. RefSeq lists its product as uncharacterized. NCBI's taxonomy places the organism in Eukaryota, Fungi, Basidiomycota, Agaricomycetes, Boletales, Suillaceae. The annotation marks the transcript as partial. The record is from RefSeq and is a predicted model, not a curated record. The transcript has 2 exons.
AUGCCCGAAGGAACUUGGGAAAAGCUGUCCCAGGUCGCCGUCCUGGGUGCUCAAUAUGACUCCUCUGAACGCCAGCCACAUGCGAAAUGUUUGGAAGGGACCCGAGUGGACCUUCUCAAAUUAAUCGACGGAUUGUUGGACAAGCAAGAGAAGAGUCAAAUCAUUUGGCUGCAUGGCACGGCAGGCGUCGGAAAAUCUGCCGUGGCAUUCACUGUAGCUGAGAGAAUGAAAGCUCUGAAAAUAACAGAAAAUGAUACCGGAACAAGGCUUGCGGGCACUUUCUUUUUCUCGCGCAAUAGCAAGGAACGCAGCACGACUGGCCAUUUCUUUGCGACCCUUGCUUACCAGCUUGCGAGCAAUUUUCCCAGUGUCAAGAAGGAUGUGAAUAAAGCUAUCAUCGACAAUCCUGCGGUUCUAGACUCGAGAAAGUCUCUUUGCGACCAGAUGAAGGCGUUAUUUCGCCAACCUCUUUGGCACCUGCGAUUCAAGCUGCACGAGUGUCCGCCUCCGGUGUUUGUCAUCGAUGCCCUCGAUGAAUGCAAACCUGAAACCGUCGCUGAUCUCAUCUCCCUCCUCGGACAAGCUCUUAGUGAUCCUGAACUUCCCGUGAUCCACAUUCUGCUCACGAGUCGCUUGGAGGAGCAUAUCCGUAAUGCCAUUCGAAAAGAAGGGACGCGCACACCAGUAUACGAGAUACCAGUGAACAUUUCUGGGGAGGAUGUUGACAAUGAUAUCUAUAAAUUCUUACAGCAUUCCUUCACAGAGCUGCAAAGCCGCCAUCCUGAUUUCCCUCAGCCCACUGCGGAUGAACUUGCGCGGCUGGCGAAUCGAGCUGGCAGACGUUUCAUCGUGGCAUCUACAAUGAUGAAGUUUGUUGACGACGGACACAAUGACCCCCGGGAUCGCCUUGAGCUCAUGCUCGAGCUAACGAAUGAACUGCUGUCCGGGACAGAAGUAUAUGACUUAUACAACCGUAUCAUCUCCACCUGUUCGGACCCCAACCGGGCAUACCACCACUUGUCCAUUGUUGCUGCCCUCGCAGAUCCUCUGCCGAUCUCACAGAUGUCAAUGCUCCUUGGCCCUGGUCAAGGCAAUGAUAUUGCAACCAUACUGGUGCAGCUACGAUCUUUCCUGGAUAUUCCCGCCGAAAGCAACCAGCCCGUGAAUAUACAUCACUCCUCCAUUCGGGACUAUGUUUCAGACUCCUCAAACUGCAGCCUCCCUGGAUUACAACCCAUCGCACCACACUCCUUACUCGCUUAUUCCUCUUUCCGCUUGAUGAUCCAAGACAUUCCAAAA